Molecule: messenger RNA, 2337 nt
Organism: Coprinopsis cinerea okayama7#130
Lineage: Eukaryota; Fungi; Basidiomycota; Agaricomycetes; Agaricales; Psathyrellaceae
Exons: 4
Coding region: 1-2337 (778 amino acids)
Source: RefSeq, a predicted model, not a curated record
AUGUCCAGUGCGAUCCCAGAUUCUUCCUCGCCACCGCCAUCGCCGUCCCCAACGCCCAGCGAGUCCUCGUCGUCGCCCGUUUCAUCUCCCGAGCCGUCUUCUCUGUCGUCAACAGCGUCAACAAUGUCUUCUUCUGGCAGUCUCGAAGAAUCAUCGACCGAGCCGACUCCACCGUCGACCACUUCCUCGCCGUCGUCCACAGUGGAUUCCUCGUCUGAGCCCCCAACGUCUAUUCCAGAGACGUCCUCGUCACCACCGUCAACAUCGGCGACCCCUCCUCCCAUGUCGUCGACCGAGGAGCCCCUGCCGCCACCAUCAUCCGACCCACGACCACCGCCCUCGUCCACCGACGACCCACCUCCAAGCUCGAGCGACCCUCCACCACCGUCCUCGUCGUCUACACCACCGCCGCCUCCGUCUUCGUCUUCGACACCUCCUCCGCCGUCUUCAUCCAGUCCUCCGCCACCUCCACCAUCUUCAUCCAGUUCAACGGACCCUCCCCCUAGCAGUAGUCAACCCCCUCCUCCUCCUCCUCCCAGUUCGUCUGAUGAGCCCCCACCGUCCUCCAGCUCCUCUCCAACCACUUCGUCACCCCCUCCAUUUACACCGUCGACCACUCUAUCUACCACUGUCUGGAUCACAACAACAGAUAGUAGAGGCCAGCCAAGCUCAACAGCACCUUCGUUCAUCACAACAAUUGCAACUUCAACCAGUAGCGGUGUCCUUGUUACAGUAACGGAAGUUGUCGCUAAUCCCAAUCCAACUCUGAAUGGCGGCGGCGGCGGCGGAGGGAAAGAAAACGCUUUCUUCUCCAAUACAGGGGCCGUAGCGGGCGUCUUCGUCCUCGUAGGCUUAGCAGCCGCAUCUAUCUUCCUAUGGAUUUUCUUUGCCGUCCGUAGGAGACGCCGAACUCGACGACUGGAACAUGACACGGCUGUUUCUGCUACAUUGGCAGCAGCCGGGUUCCAUCGCGCACCUCUUGAUGAUGACGAUGAUGAUGAUCCUGGUCCCUAUCGGGAUCACCCGAGCUUAAGCAACCAUAAUCACGAACGGGGGAGUAGUAGCAGCUAUCUGGACCCUAAUGGCCACGUACGGAACGGGAGUGGGAGCGUUGGGAUGGGCAGGAGGAGCAGCUCGGCCUUGGCCAUGAGCAUUGCGGGUGGAGCACCGAUGGCGACAGCUGGAUUCGGGCACGAUCCUGAUCCAUUCGCCGCCAAUCCCAGUGGACCCGCGCCUCCGAAUAUGACUGAAGACGCACAGUUCAAUCCGUACGCCGACUACGUCCCUCCACCUAGCGCGUUCCAUAUGGGAGCGUAUCGCGACCGGACGAGCAGUGGAGCGACUAUGGCUGCUGCAACCGUCGCCGCACUAGCAAACGGUCAUGAAAGGGAUAGGAGAGUGAGCGGUGCAAGCGGAGGGAGCAAAUACAACUACGAGCUAGGGGCCAUAGGUGGACAUCAACGUUCGCAGAGUACGAGCUACCAUAGUGCUGGAAGUUACGAGCCUUUACUCGCUGCCUACCGCGAACAGCAGCAACAACAACAACAACAAAGGACCGAACCGAAUCCUCCAAGCAACAGAAGCAGCAACUCCAAUAUGCAACAGAACGGCAAUAACGGUGUCACCACGGGGCUGCAAAGGAAAGACACUCUCCCCCCGCCGCCCUACAGCUCGAAUACGGGUCAUGAAUCAACUUCGAAUGGUCAUGGACAACAACCGUCCUUCCAACCGCCACUCCUGCUCCCUGUAAAUAACGGAGAAGCGAGUGCGAGAAGCUCCGUCUACAGUACCGCUUCAAAUGCGAACGGGGCAAAUAAUCUGGAGCGUCGCAACAGUGCAUUGGACACUCCCUAUACUGGUAUCGCCGCCUCGACGAACGACACUGAAUCCAGAGAUGCUUUCCAAGAUUACUUCUUCGGUGCGAACCGAGACAGUCUCGACGACACUCAAAGCACUGCUACUGCCUCGGCGCCGACAAAUGGACAGAUCCCUCCAGACACCCGAGAUACGCUCGCCACAUCUGCGUUCUUUUCAUCUACGCCGGGUGGUCGCAAUGUCAUCACCCCUCGAGACGGCAUCCUUGACCCGAGCUUACGCGAGCGCAUGAAUUUACUGGAUGACGGCGACCUUAGGGAUGAUGAAGAUUAUUCCCGGAGAAUGUUGAGUCCCUCCACUGGUCUGGGUAUCAAAGGCACCAAGUUGUCUGCAGAAGAUUCAGACACCACCAAAGGGACCGAAAACCCCAAGACUAAAGUGUUGGGUGUAUGCAAUCCAGAUCUGGUUGACUCGGUCGAUUCGGAUCUGGGUAGGCAGAGCUGGACACCUAAGGCGUUGUAG